AUGUGUGGUCUCAGAUUCAUCACCGUGCUAGUUGAGUUACUUCUUUGCUGCUUCCUGCUACACGCUGUGGAUGCCAUUUCAUAUGGAAACAAGACAAAAUUCUUGGUGCAUCUUCCCUCAUCCUUGGGAUCCUGGCCACCUUCCUCAGACCCCUUGUCUUGUGAGACCCUGCUCCCCAAAUCCCUGCCUGGCUUCACCCACAUGGCCCCUCUACCCAAGUUCCUGAUAGGCCUGUCACUGAUGAUUGCUCUGGAGAAAGCUGGCUGUCAAGCUGAUGUACAGGUCCUGAAGCUUCAGCUCUACCGCCAGGGGGGUAUAAAUGCUACAGAGAUGCUUAUCAGACAUCUUCAAGAACUCGAGAAAGGCAGAAGAUCAGGUAGGGGAGUAUCAGUGGAUGCCCUGUCCUCUGCUCUGCAGCAGUGGGCCGAGGAGCAGCCAAGCCCAAAGAGGGCUCGUCGAUCCCUCUCCAUCAAGGACUGUGAUCAGGAGAAGGAGCAGAGUGUGCACAAUAUAGUCCAGCUGUUGCCAGGAGUGGGAACCUUCUACAACCUGGGCACGGCUUUGUAUUACACUGUUCAGAACUGCUCCGACAAGGCCAAGGAAAGAGGCCGAGAUGGGGUAAUUGAUCUGGGUUAUGACCUCCUGACAGCCAUGGCUGGAACAUCAUGGGGGCCCUGGGGAAUACUGAUCAGUACUUCACUUAAACCUGUAGUGAAGUCUGGGAUUCAUCGAGUGAUCCAGUAUUACAAUGAGAGAGAGGUGAAAACCCCUCCACCAGAGGUCAGCAAGGAGGUCUUGGGAAGCACCAUAGCUAUGGGUGACCUGGUAGAAACAGCUACCGUGACCCCUUUGGUGUCAGAAGUAGUAAGUUCACCUCCUUACUGGUGGUGGACCUUAUUCAAGGGCUACAACUAAGAUCCUGGCUUUGGGAAUCUUGCGAUAUAA
Molecule: messenger RNA, 945 nt
Organism: Phacochoerus africanus (Common warthog)
Lineage: Eukaryota; Metazoa; Chordata; Mammalia; Artiodactyla; Suidae
Gene: APOF
Product: apolipoprotein F
Exons: 1
Coding region: 1-915 (304 amino acids)
Biological process (GO): cholesterol metabolic process
Source: RefSeq, a predicted model, not a curated record